Molecule: messenger RNA, 411 nt
Organism: Neogale vison (American mink)
Lineage: Eukaryota; Metazoa; Chordata; Mammalia; Carnivora; Mustelidae
Product: proteolipid protein 2-like
Exons: 1
Coding region: 1-411 (136 amino acids)
Cellular component (GO): membrane
Source: RefSeq, a predicted model, not a curated record
AUGGUGGAGUCUGAGCGCGCCUCAGCCCGUGGCUGCUGCAAGGCCUUCACCAAUUUCUUGUGCACCAGAAAGGGAACUCUCCUAUUUGCUGAGACUAUAUUGUGCCUGGUGAUUCUAAUCUGGUUCAGCAUCUCAACACCAGGAUACUCCACUCUGUCAGUGGUUGAGAUGAUCCUUGCUGAGAUCUUCUUUGUCAUCUACAUGUGUGACCUACCCACCAAGAUACAAUCCAUCAACUGGCCUUGGACUGAUUUCUUCCGGUCCCUCAUUGCCGUCACCCUCUACCUAAUCACCUCCAUUGUUGUCCUUGUCAACAGAGGAAAUCGCUCCAUAAUCAUUGCAGGGGCACUGGGCCUUGCUGCUGCAUGCCUCUUUGGCUAUGAUGCCUACAUCACCUACCCCUUGAGGUAA